AUGCGUCAUAUAAUAGGUGCUAUGAUUAGUUAUUUAGAAUUAGAAAAUAACCGUGAUUCAAAGCGUAACUGUAGUCGUCUUAAAAAGAUAAAUCUAACUAAUAAAGAAUGGAUGGCUAUUGAGCAAUUAAUUCCUGUUUUACGUCCAUUCGCUGAUGCUACAGAAUUUCUUGGCGGCAAUUAUAUAGAACCAAUAGACUUUACAGACCCAAGUACAGCAUUUGAUGAAGAUAUUGGAUAUGAAGAUGUUGAUGAGGAUAUUGAUAAUAAUCCUUCUACUUAUCGUCGUAAAAUUCGGAUAAAUACUCCUCAAAAUUGUGAUAAUCUUAUUUUACGAGUUCGUGCUGCACUAUAUAAAAGUCUUAAUCAUUAUUAUUCGGUUCCAACAGAAACUGGCUUAAUGGCAGCAUUACUGGAUCCACGAAGCAAAUCUUUAUUAUUUAUAUCACCAUAUGAUGCACAAACAACGUUUGACAAUCUGCAUGUGUUAUUUAAUAACUCAAACACUAAUAUAUCUGCUACGCAGGUUCAAGAAAAUUCAGAUGAUUCUCUGCUUGUACGUAUGUAUCGACGUCAGCCAACCAAUGCUGAUGAAUUGGUUCAUAAUAUAUUUCCUAACUAG
This is a messenger RNA of Racocetra fulgida, 621 nucleotides long. NCBI's taxonomy places the organism in Eukaryota, Fungi, Glomeromycota, Glomeromycetes, Diversisporales, Gigasporaceae. The record is from the annotation of a GenBank genome assembly.